Molecule: messenger RNA, 5129 nt
Organism: Haliotis rubra (blacklip abalone)
Lineage: Eukaryota; Metazoa; Mollusca; Gastropoda; Lepetellida; Haliotidae
Product: multiple epidermal growth factor-like domains protein 11
Exons: 23
Coding region: 628-3291 (887 amino acids)
Molecular function (GO): scavenger receptor activity
Source: RefSeq, a predicted model, not a curated record
CAGUAUGUGUGUUCCGUCAUAAGUUGGCCCCAGUAUUCAGAAUAACAAUGCAAUGCUUGAUCAGCUGGAGACACAUAGAUAAUUUAAUUCCAUACACGAGGUAACCUACAAUCAAGGAUGUAAUAUCGACUUUAACACAGUCAACACAAACUGAGAGUGCUGGAUGAGGAGAACAUGUGAUCGUCUCGCUACAGUUUUCUUCCUGGUUGUGUUUGUAAUUUCCCUAUCUGGGACGACACGGAUGCCGGAUGUCACUGCACCACUGCAGCUGCCUGUGCCGUGUUCCCCUCUACUCCCUGUAGCCAGGUCGACGAUCCAGACAAAUGUCAGGAAGGUUGGUUCGGUUCCUACUGCCAAAGACAGAAUAUUGCAUUGAGAAGAAGUGCCACACAGAGCAGUACCUACAGUGAAAACAGCACCAGAACAGGGAAUACACAUCAGGUUUUCGAGGCUAAGUAUGGCGUGGAUGGCAGAGCUACCACAGACUUCUAUAGUAGACCAUUCACAUGUACACAUACAUUAGCUGGAGACCAAACUUGGACUGUGUACCUGAACAAUUCAAACACAGACAAGAUACAACACGUCAAGCUGUAUCUACGUAGCAAGUACAAAGCCCGAAACAAUGGUAUGCAGAUAUAUGUUGGUGGACAGCUUUGCUUCCAGUGGUCAAGGAAUAAUCAUCCGCCAACUGUAGCUGAUGUCAAAUGUCAACAAGCACUGACAGGAAACAACCUCACUAUAGAGAACAGCAAUUAUCUCACAUUGUGCGAGGUGCAGAUAUUUGUUUGCAGUGACGGCUGGUUUGGUGAGGACUGUGAAAAACAGUGUCACUGUUCACUAAACACAGAAAUAUGCGACAAGAUCACUGGGCAGUGUCUGAGUGGAUGUGCUCCAGGAUACAUGGGUCCAGACUGCCAAACAGAGUGUCCAGACGGUUACUAUGGAAAUUGUACCUCCAAGUGUGGAAACUGCCUCAAUCCUGAUUAUUGUAACAAGACUACAGGCAUCUGUCCUGAAGGUUGUGCUGCAGGGUGGCAAACAGACAACUGUAUUCAACCAUGUCCAGAUGGUUACUAUGGUCCUAACUGUGACGACCACUGUGGAAACUGUGUGGAUGGUGAUGCUUGCAUCAAGAUAAAUGGAACAUGUCCUGGAGAAUGUGCAGCAGGAUGGUUCAACGACAAGUGUAAUCAGCCAUGCCCAGAUGGACGUUAUGGUGCCAAUUGUGCGUCUCUGUGUGGUCACUGUCUGGACACUGACGUCUGUGACAAGGUGACGGGGGCAUGUCCUGGAGGAAGAUGUCAGCCUGGAUGGUGGCCAGAUUUCUGUUCACAAGCUUGCAGUGACGGUCGCCAUGGACACCAAUGUCAGUCUGAAUGUGGUCAAUGUAAAGGAAACUCGCCUUGUAACAAGGUCAAUGGAACAUGUCAACAAGGAUGUCGGCCAGGCUUUCAAGAACCCUUUUGUAAAGGUAGUACAGAGUGCCCGGCAACGCCAGGAUACUCAAACCAGGUAGUGCCAGUUGCAGCAACACUUGGUACACUUCUCAUCUUGGCUCUCAUCGCUCUGUUGACAUCCAUCAUUUACAUUAGAAGACUGACGAUUCAACUGGAUGCCUCACAAAAGAAACCUGAAGACCACUACAUACCCCUAGACGAGAGAACCAGGGAUCCAGUUGUGGAGAACACAUAUGAACACAUUCACAAUACCAAUCCUUAUGUUAAUGCAGUCGAAGUCCCUCAGGGACGAAAAUGUACAGAUGGUUACUAUGGUCUGACCUGUGGCUUCCAGUGUGGCAACUGUGUGGAUGGUGAUGUUUGCAUCAAGACAAAUGGAACAUGUCCUGGAGGAUAUGCAACAGGGUGGUUCAGUGACAGGUGUGACCAGCUUGGGAUAUCAAACAUGGAAUGGUGCUGGGUGAGACUGCUUGUGGUCUGUGUCACUGCGGCCCUCACUGAUGCCCAAUGUCACUGCAGUACCACAGAGCUCUGUAACAGUUUCCCCUCAGCUCCCUGUAGUCAGAUGGGUGGUCAGGACAUGUGUCAGGAAGGAUGGUUUGGUCCGUACUGUCAGAAACAAAAUAUUGCUCUGCGAAGAUCGUGUAGCCAGAGUAGUACUCUAUCCAAUAAUGCAAACGAUCAUGGAGCAGGACUGGGUGUUGACGGCAGAGCCACAACAGAUGCCAGGAGCCAGCCAUGGACAUGUGCUCAUACAAAGAAUGAGACAAAUCCCACCUGGACUGUGAACCUGAACACUUUAGUUCCAGAGAAGAUACAACACAUCAGGCUUUAUCUACGUGGCGAUGACCUUCAGGAGAGAAGCAACGGCAUGGAGAUAUUUGUGGGCAGCCAGAUGUGCUACAACUGGCCAUCAACUGAACAUCCUCCUCCUAUAGCUAACGUCACCUGCCGCCAGCCACUGACAGGAACCACGGUCACUAUACGGAUACCUGGUCCACUGAAAUUCCUUACUUUGUGUGAAGUGCAGAUAUUUGUUUGCAGUGAUGGAUGGUUUUCUGAAGACUGUGACAAACAGUGCCGAUGCCUUAACAGUAAUGACGUAUGUGACAAGAUCACUGGUCGCUGUUCUAGGGGAUGUCUCCCAGGAUAUUAUGGAACCGACUGCCAAACAGCAUGCCCAGAUGGUUACUAUGGUCUAGCCUGUGGCGUCCAGUGUGGCAACUGUGUGGAUGGUGGUGUUUGCAUCAAGACAAAUGGAACAUGUCCUGGAGGAUGUGCAGCAGGGUGGUUCAGUGACAGGUGUGAUCAGCCGUGCCCGGAUGGACGUUAUGGUGCCAAUUGUGCGUCUCCGUGUGGUCACUGUCUGGACACUGAUAUCUGUGACAAGGUAACAGGGAAGUGUCCUGGAGGAUGUCAGCCUGGAUGGUGGCCAGAUCUCUGUUCACAGGCUUGCAGUGAUGGUCGCCAUGGACACCACUGUCAGACUGACUGUGGCCAAUGUAAAGGAAACCUGCCUUGUAACAAGAUCAAUGGAACAUGUCAACAAGGAUGUCAGCCAGGGUUUCAAGAACCCUUUUGUAAAGGUUGUACAGAGUGCUCGACAACGUCAGGACACUCAAACCAUGUAGUGCCAGUUGCAGCAACACUUGGGACACUGCUCGUCUUGGCUCUAAUCGCUCUGCUGACAGCCAUCAUUUACAACAGAAGACUGAAGGUUCAACUGGAUGCGUCACAAAAGAAACCCGAAGAUAACUACUUGUCUUUAGACGAGAGGACCAAGGAUCCAGAUGUGGAGAACACAUAUGAACACAUUGACAAUACCAACGAAUAGUUGCAUAAAGCGUCCUGUCGUGAUGUAUAUGGAUAUAGAAUAGUCUUUUGUAUUAGUAGUAAAUUGUUCUGAGUGUUGACAAAGGUAGUUUCUCAUUUCAGGUCACUAAUUAGAAUAAAACUCGAGCCAGUCGUGUUCUAGCUUAAAUAUCCACAAUGUCACGAUUAUGAAAAUGGUAAUCAGCGUUUAUCUUUUAUCAACUGCAAGCAUCAACAGCAGUGUUUAUUGAACUCAGCACUCUCGAAUAUAGCUCAUAUCAUGAUUCAGUGUAUGGCCUGUUGUAAGUAUUUUGUAUUAUUUUGAAUAUUUCUCUCUUAAUAAUUGUUUGCGGUUGAAAUGUUUGCUUGUCGCCCUGAAUAUGCAAGUUUGAUUCACAGCUGUGAAGACAAGUACUGUGUUCCUCAUAAUACGUGUGGGUUGAAAGUAGCACAAAAAUAUGUUACCUUAACCAUGUUAUUGCACUGAAAUACAACACAUGUUUAUUCAGUAUAGUAUUUAGAUACUGUUUGAAACAUUUCAAAAGUUCAAACACGGUUGAAUCGUUUCCUUAUUACCCUGCACAUAUAAGUUUUGAUUCACAGCAUGGGUGAAGUCCGUUCCUUGUUCCUUGUUGUGGCAUAAGGUUUGCAAAUUGCGCCAAACUAUGUCACUUUUACAACAUUCCUAGACUGAUAUAUCUUAGCUCAAAAUUAUAUAUACCCGGAGAAAAAUUGCUAUCGUUUCUUAUUUGUCGAACGUUUAUGCAUGUCUCUAUGUACAUAUUUCACUGACACCUUUUUUCAUGAAUGUCAAACAUAUCACCAAUAAUAAGCCUCAUGUGUAUAUAAUGUCAUAUAUGUAGAACUUUCAGACUUGCCCGUGUGUACAUUCGUCAUUAUAUAAAUAUCAAGAUACCACCGAUAGCUGGUUUGUUAGUGCAAAACCGUGGUAUGUUUCUUUGGAAGGUCACAUGCACCUCGUCAUAUCGUAGUAAAUUAUGAUACAAACUAUAUGUACUGUCACCUCAUGUUUUACUCUUUCCAAAUGAUUUGAUUUGUAACAUAAAUAAUAUCCACUUGAACCAUUUGUUGUUUUCCCACUAUAUUUCACGUCGGUCAGUGACGCCUAUUUGUAUUGUAUUUUCUUAUUAUAAACCUGUGGCCAGUGAGCAAGAAAAUGUUAUUAACCCUGACGUAUUUUUAUCUAGCAGCAACCUUGCAGGUUGUACUGAGAGUCGCCAUUGGCCUUGUUCACUAUAUGCGGAUUAGGAAUGCAAUAUUUUUUGCAGUUACAAAUUUCAUUAUCUACGAUGGCGAAACUAUUGGGGUUCAGAUUUUUCAUACUAUGCCCUAAAGCAAAAUAUCACUUCGUCACGGUGACGUAACGUUAUGAACAAUGCCGUGACGUCACGUUUUUCUAUGACGUUGCGUUCUAUAUGCGGCGACGGCAGGUAGCCAGCCUAUGUUUGAAAGUAGAUUUGGGUUUACUUUCCUCAAUUUGACGACUUCGUUCAUAAAUAGAGCGUUAUAUUCGUGCCCAUAUCACAUUCGUGCCUAAAGAUCGGUAUAUCACUCGUUCUCGUUCGGGAAAUAGCAACAUUUAGGCACUCGUGUAGUAAAUAUAGUAUGACAUUGGCACAAUCCACUAUUUAGCUUGUCUGUCUGACUUUAUGGUUUCUUUUAUGAGAUAUGUGCUGUGUGUUCAUCAGUAAAAUAUGCAGUUAUGCAUCAUUGCUAUUUUCUACGAAUUGUGUUCGCCUGCUUCGUUUUCCUCCACGAUUAUGAGUCCCUAUGGUUCCUAGUAUGGUGAUCUACCUUCAGUUGUUGGCGAUCAUUAGCCCGUGUUUUAUAUUGUAUUGU